This is a messenger RNA of Camellia sinensis, 1197 nucleotides long. Lineage: Eukaryota; Viridiplantae; Streptophyta; Magnoliopsida; Ericales; Theaceae. The record is from RefSeq and is a predicted model, not a curated record.
AUGGUACUCAGUCUGCUGGCUUACCGUCUUCUACCUCUUAGCCCUCCUCCGGCGAGACCCACGGGUGUAGCUAUUCGCCGCCUCACACCGGGAUUGGCUGGCUCUGUUGCCCAGAUUCGUUUAUGGGGAUCUUCUUCACCGGUGGUUCUCUGGACGAGCUUCUCUGUCGCAGGCGAGAGGGCUCUGCGUCUAUGUUGCAAGCAAUCUUCAGCUCAUUGGUCUCAAGAUCUAUCUAUAUGGUUGUUAGACAAUCUUCAUUGUCUAUGUUGCAAGCAAUCUUCAGCUCAUUGGUCUCAAGAUCUAUCUAUAUGGGCUGAAGAAGUGAUAGAUGCAGCUGAUUUAGUCUCGGAAAAGCACAGUUUUCAUCCAUUCCCUUGUGAUUUUUCUAUUUGUGGAUUUCUCAAGUGGUUGUCCUAUGAUCCUUGCAGGGAAGUUAUUCUGCAAAAGCAGGACAUUUGUCUUUCAGAUGUUGAAGACAAGAGAGUGGCAGGGUUAAAUGAUUUUUCUUCUUUGAAGGAAUGUAAAUGCUGCCUUGGUGGGGGUGGAUUUUGUGACCUUGUUAUCCAUGCUGUCGGCAUUACCACUUCACAGGAUGCCAACAUCAAUUGCAGCAUGUUUCACUGUAUUGAAACCUGGUGGCCUACUUCUAUUCAGAGAUUAUGUAGAAGCUGUUCUUUCAUGGUAUCAGAGCUUCAAGACCAACUAACAAUGGCAACUUCUCCGUCAACAGCCGUUCCACUUGAUUCUACAGCAGCAAUGAAAUCCAUACAUCAGAGUCCAAUAUUCUUACUCUCAAAUAUGUCAAAUCUUAUUUCGAUUAAAUUGGAUUCUUCAAAUUUCAUUUUGUGGAAAUAUCAUAUUACAUCAAUUCUUCGUGCUUAUGAUCUCCUAGGGAUUAUAGUUGGAUCCAAACCAUGUCCCACACAAUUUCUUUGUGAUGAUAAAGGCGAAAUCACAGAUGCAGAGAAUCCAGAUUUUCAUCAGUGGAAUGUUAUGGAUCAAGGGUUGAUCACGCUAAUCAAUUCCACUUUAUCUUCAUCAGCUUUGGCUUUGGUGAUUGGACAGACCUCAUCACAAGGAGUCUAGCACACUCUCGAACGAAGGUUCUCUUCUUUGUCUAGGUAACACAUUUUGAGUCCUAGAACAGGGCUUCAUAACGUCAAGAAAUGAUCUAAUUCAAUAGAUGUUUAUCUUCAA